AUGAAAAAAAGAAAAGAAGAUGACAAAAGCAACAUCGUGUUUGUUGGCGGGUUGCGGAAGAGCACGACGGAGGAUAAAGUGGCUGGUCACUUUUCCAAGUUCGGCCAAGUCGAUAGUGUAGACAUCAAAAGGCUACCAGACGGCACAUCUCGAGGGUUUGCCUUUGUCAAGUUUGUAGAGGUUGAAUCCAUCGCAAAGGUCUUGGAGGCCCAGAGUAGUCACAUGAUUGACAACAAGUGGGUGGCAGUCAAGCCGCACGGUGGAACUGCAUUCACGGAAGAUAAGAACCGAGAAAGAGCCAAG
Symbiodinium necroappetens is the source of this 303-nucleotide messenger RNA. The record is from the annotation of a GenBank genome assembly. NCBI's taxonomy places the organism in Eukaryota, Dinophyceae, Suessiales, Symbiodiniaceae.